AUGUCGUUGUUUUUAGCGUUACCAAUCAAGACCGAGAAUAUUGAUAAGAAGAAGGAAUUAGAUGGUCAUGAUAAGAUCAGGGAGAUUGUUGAUGAUGACAGGGUCGACGAGCACGAGAGAAAGCGUUGUUCCCUCAGCCACUUGUUUAAGGAGUUAGUUUCAUUUCUUUUGCUUCAAUCCCUUGUUGAUGAGAAUGAUUCGGACUUGGACGAGCCCCAAAUCGAGCACUUGUUGCAAACGGCUGAAGCAAUUAGAAAGGACUAUCCCAAUGAAGAAGACCUUGGGAAGGUGCUUCUUCUUCCUAGCUUUGGGGAACUUCCUCAAUGGGUUGUUGUAGGUGACACAUUCCCAGUUGGUUGUUCUUUUGAUGAAUCAGUCCAUCACAAGUAUUUCAAGGAAAAUCCAGACUGCAGCAAUCCUGCUUACAACACUAAAUAUGGAGUUUAUGUUGAGGGCUGUGGGCUCAACAACGUGAUGAUGUCAUUGGGACACGAUGACUACAUGUAUUUGGUGGCAAAGGAGAAUCAAACCACUCUACCUUCUGCAGCUCUUUUUAUCAUCAGAUAUCACUCCUUCUACGCAUUACAUAGAUCAGAGGCAUACAAGCACUUAAUGAAUGAGGAGGAUGUUGAGAAUCUGAAAUGGCUCCAGAUAUUCAACAAAUAUGACCUUUAUAGCAAGAGCAAGGUUCGGAUCAAUGUUGAAAAGGUUAAGCCAUACUAUCUUUCCCUCAUUGAAAAGCAAAUGAUCAUGGUGGAAGAAAACUUGCUCAAGAAAUUCCAGAUUUCUCUCCAAGACAAGCAUGCCAUAAAGGUGUACAGUACAGAACGCGACCUCACUGAACUAGAUUUCAUGAGUAGAAUAUCUUUGAUGAAGCACAACAAUUUCUUCAACCAGAAAUCCAAAGCAAAUCCAUAUAUAGAAGUCAGACCCAGUGACUAGACUGUCAUGAUGACCGAGGGGUUUCAUCAGCAUUGAUUGUGGCAGCAACGAAGAUUACAUUGAAGAGGCAACGGGUAUUUCGUAUGUGACAGACAAAGGAUUAAU
Juglans regia (Persian walnut) is the source of this 1047-nucleotide messenger RNA. Its product is annotated as inositol oxygenase 1-like. Gene Ontology annotation, molecular function: inositol oxygenase activity; iron ion binding. Gene Ontology annotation, biological process: inositol catabolic process. The coding region runs from base 1 to 942 and encodes 313 amino acids. The record is from RefSeq and is a predicted model, not a curated record. The transcript is spliced from 12 exons. Lineage: Eukaryota; Viridiplantae; Streptophyta; Magnoliopsida; Fagales; Juglandaceae. Gene Ontology annotation, cellular component: cytoplasm.